AUGAGCCGCAGGUGUGAGAAAGGGCCAGGCUCGGACUGGAGGGCGGGGAGUGGAGCAAGGGGUAGAGGUGGCUCCAGGUUUGGCUUCAGCAACCGGGAGGAUGGGACUGUCUGGGGAAAGAGCAGAGGGUGUGAGUGGCACAUCAACACCAGCGGAGAUGCCAGAGAGGGGCACAUGUACCCACUGGAGGUGCCAGGAAGGCACCGGCUGUGUGACCACCCCCCAUCAAUCGGGGAGGCCCUGGCAGGAACUCAGAGCCAGGAGACGGAGGGUGGAGGCUGUGGGGACAGGAAGGGAGGAGGGAGGAGCGAGGUCCAGCUCCUGGGCUCCAGCAGGAAGCUGGGCGGGGUGCCCAGAGGCCUGAGUGGCCUCCCGGGAAGCGUCCCCGACCCAGCAGCCCAGGCCCACAGCUCCAGGACCCCCUGGGCACCAGCAGCCCAGGCAGGCUUCACUGCAGGAGCAGAGCCUGCCCUGCUGGGUCUGGGCGCGGAGCUGCGCGGGUCCCCCCCGUGUGGCCUUCGGGCGGCUCAGCCGGGCUCUUCCGUGCAGAGCCUGCCGAUGGGGAAGCUGCAGAGCGCGGCGGGGAUGGACAGAGCCGGCCCCGCGGGCCGCGGGCGCCCAGGAUUCCUGGAGGGCGCGCUGCUGCUGCUGCUGCUGACCGGGGCCCUGGGGGCCCUGGGCGUCCUCUACGCCGCCGGCAGAGCGGCCGCGGGGGACACUGGCCGGCAGGGACCAGCGGCCCCUUCCAGAAAGCGCUGCCCGGGCCGGGCAGGUGCGCGGCUGCCCCGCGGCUCUGCCCCCGCCUGCUCCCGCCCGAGCUGCGCGACCCGGGCUCGGCUGCGGCUCCGGCGGCUGCGCUCGCUCCUGGCUGGGCUCACCCGCAGGAUGUGCCAGGGUCCCCUCCCCCUGGGACCCCUCAGCCUGCAGCAGUCCCCAGGUGCCUGUGACACAGAGGGGUCUCUCUCCAUGCCCUUGUCCCUCCACAAGUGCUGGAUUGCUGCUGCAGCCCAUACUGGGCUCGUGUUGGACAUCGGGGGCUCUGUGGUGUCCUGGCCUGCCCACACACCGGUGCACAGGGCUGGCGAGUCGUCCCUCGAACCCCCGACUGGCCUGGCUCGGCAGGGAGAUACUGAGGCAGAACAGGAUGGCGGGGGAGGGUCCCACCUCGGGAGCCCUCUGGGCCCUGGGGGUGCGGGGCAGCCAGCUCAGGCCCAGUGCAAACAUGUGGAGGACGCUGAGGCCGAGCUGAGUGCUUGUUUCUCCCCAGGGAAGCCGCUGCCACCCCUUGCUAGCCGGCUGCGCUUCUCAAAGGAAGAGAAGACCAUUGAGGGCGUGGGGCGGAAAGGACCGGCCGGUUCCGGCCCUAAGCACCUGCUGGAUGCGAGGCGCUCGCGGGGCGCUGUGGAACCGCCCACCCCGGCUCCGGGCUGCCCACGAGGCCGCCACAUUCAAGACAACUGGCCGACCUGCCAGGGCAAGAGGGGAUGGGCUGGGGACGGGCUGCAGAGAAGGGCAGCGCGGCGGGCCGCCUGGAGGAGUGGGCCCGGCGGCGGGCGAGAGCUGCUGCAGAGCCAGGAGGGCAGGAGGGCCAGCUUCGGCCUUGGGGACAGGGCAGCUCCAGGGCCCCGCCCACCCUGCCCGUGCAGGCGCUCACGCUGCUCUUUGCCCGCAGCCGCCCAGGAGGACGAGGAAGUGGGGGAGGUCUGCACCAGCCCCGGCUGCGUGAUGGCAGCCGCCAGGAUCCUCCAGAACAUGGACCCGUCCAAAGAACCCUGUGACGACUUCUACCAGUACGCGUGCGGAGGCUGGCUGCGGCGCCACGUCAUCCCGGAGACCAACUCCCGGUACAGCGUCUUCGACAUCCUUCGAGAUGAGCUGGAUGUCAUCCUCAAAGCGGUGCUGGAGAACACCACCAGCAAGGACCGGCCGGCCGUGGAGAAGGCCAAGCUGCUGUACCGCUCCUGCAUGAACCAGAGUGUCAUAGAGAAGAGAGACUCCCAGCCGCUGCUGGACAUCUUGAAAGUGGCAGGAGGCUGGCCUGUGGCCAUGGACAAGUGGAACAAAACCCUAGGCCUCGGGUGGGAGCUGGAGCGGCAGCUGGCGCUGAUGAACACACAGUUCAACAGGCGCGUCCUCAUCGACCUGUUCAUCUGGACGGAUGACCAGAACUCCAGCCGGCACAUCAUCUACGUAGACCAGCCCACCUUGGGCAUGCCGUCCCGGGAGUAUUACUUCAACGUCAGCAGCAACGAGAAGGUGCGGGACGCCUACCUGCAGUUCAUGGUGUCGGUGGCCACGAUGCUGCGUGAGGACCUGAGACUCCCCAGGAACAGCCGCCUGGUGCGGAAGGACAUGGAGCAGGUGCUGGAGCUGGAGACCAGCCUGGCCAACGCCACGGUACCCCAGGAGGAAAGGCACGACGUCACGGUGCUGUACCACAGGAUGGCACUGAAAGAGCUCCAGCGCCAGUUUGGCCUGAAGGGGUUUAACUGGACACUCUUCAUACAAACUGUGCUGUCCUCUGUGAAAAUCAAGCUGCUGCCCAAUGAGGAGGUGGUGGUCUAUGGCAUCCCCUACCUGCAGAACCUCGAACACAUCAUCGACACCUACUCCUCCAGGACCAUGCAGAACUACCUGGCCUGGCGCCUGGUGCUGGAUCGCAUCGGCAGCCUGAGCCAGAGGUUCAAGGACGCUAGAGUGAACUACCGCAAGGCACUGUACGGCACGACCAUGGAGGAGGUGCGCUGGCGAGAGUGUGUCGGCUACGUCAACAGCAACAUGGAGAGCGCCGUGGGUUCCCUCUAUGUCGCGGAGGCGUUCCCUGGAGACAGCAAGGACAUGGUCAGAGAACUCAUUGACAAGGUGCGGGCCGUGUUCGUGGAGACGCUGGACGAGCUGCGCUGGAUGGACGAGGAGUCCAAGCAGAAGGCCCAGGAGAAGGCCAUGAGUAUCCGGGAGCAGAUCGGCUACCCCGACUACAUCCUGCAGAAGAAGAACAAGCGCCUGGACGAGGAGUAUUCCAACCUGAACUUCUCAGAGGACCUGUACUUUGAGAACAGCCUGCAGAACCUCAGGGCAGGUGCCCAGCGGAGCAUAAAGAAGCUUCGAGAAAAGGUGGACCAGAAUCUCUGGAUCAUCGGGGCCGCCGUGGUCAACGCGUUCUACUCCCCGAACCGAAACCAGAUCGUUUUCCCCGCUGGGAUCCUCCAGCCCCCCUUCUUCAGCAAGGAGCAGCCGCAGGCCUUGAACUUUGGGGGCAUUGGGAUGGUGAUCGGGCACGAGAUCACACACGGCUUCGAUGACAAUGGCCGGAACUUUGACAAGGAUGGCAACAUGAUGGAUUGGUGGAGUAACUUCUCAACCCAGCACUUCCGCAAGCAGUCGGAGUGCAUGAUCUAUCAGUACGGCAACUACUCCUGGGACCUGGCAGACGAGCAAAAUGUAAACGGAUUCAUCACCCUCGGGGAAAACAUUGCUGACAACGGAGGGGUGCGGCAGGCCUACAAGGCGUACCUAAAGUGGAUGGCCGAAGGCGGCAAGGACCAGCAGCUGCCCGGACUGGAUCUGACCUACGACCAGCUCUUCUUCAUCAACUAUGCGCAGGUGUGGUGCGGGUCCUACCGGCCCGAGUUCGCCGCCCAGUCCAUCAAGACUGACGUACACAGCCCCCUAAAGUACAGAGUGCUAGGGUCGUUGCAGAACCUGGCCGCCUUCGCCAACGCCUUCCACUGCGCCCGGGACACCCCCAUGCACCCCAAGGAGCAAUGCCGCGUCUGGUAGCCAAGGCCGAGCCGCACUGCGCGGCCCACGGCCACCCGCCGCCCGGAAGCGCCCGCGAGGACACGUUGCCGCGGGGAC
Lemur catta (Ring-tailed lemur) is the source of this 3858-nucleotide messenger RNA. It is a transcript of the gene MMEL1, whose product is annotated as membrane metalloendopeptidase like 1. NCBI's taxonomy places the organism in Eukaryota, Metazoa, Chordata, Mammalia, Primates, Lemuridae. Gene Ontology annotation, cellular component: plasma membrane. The transcript is spliced from 30 exons. The record is from RefSeq and is a predicted model, not a curated record. Gene Ontology annotation, biological process: protein processing. Gene Ontology annotation, molecular function: metalloendopeptidase activity. Bases 1 to 3780 code for a protein of 1259 amino acids.